UAUCGAAAGGCCUAUCGGUCAGAGUGACCGUAUUGUAUUGUUGAUACAUCAAACAAAGCACGCAGUUCGGAAAUUCAUUUCACUUUUCGUCCAUUUAACAAUUAAAAGCAUAACUAGCUAGUUGAAAAUGACCACAGCAGCGCGCCCGACCUUCGAUCCAGCCCGCGGAGGCUCCGGUCGCGGCGAAAAGGAUCUGAGUGCACUGAGCAAGCAGUACUCCAGUCGCGAUUUGCCAGGCCACACGAAACUGAAAUACAGGGAGACGGGCCAGGGCACCAGCGAGGAGAACCGCAACCGCGACUUCCGCAAGGAGCUGGAAGAGCGCGAACGUGAUGCGCGCUCCGGAACGGGAGCCACUUCGUCGUCGUCGGGCAAGGCACUGCCCUCCAUUGUGCGCAAGGCGAUUGAGGCGAACAACGCCGGCGGUGGCAGCAGUGCCGCAAAGCGUGCCAAGCCGGACGCAGGGCAGCAGCAAACGCAGCAGGCGGCGCAGCAGCAGGCCGCCAAUAUGGACGCCGAUGAGCCGCUGGACAACGAUAGCUCCGAUUCGGACAGCGAUUCCGAUGACGAUGAUGCCGCCCUGCUGGCCGAACUGCAGAAGAUCAAGCAGGAACGCCUGCAGGAGACGGCGCGUCGCGAGUCGGAGAAGAAGCAGGAGGACGAACGCAUACGAAUGGAGAACAUCCUGUCCGGCAAUCCGCUGAUGAACUAUGAGCCCGGCACCGCCGCCUCUGCAGCGGGACGUGCUUCUGGACUGGGCGGUGAUCUAAAGAUCAAGCGCCGCUGGGACGAUGAUGUGGUCUUCAAGAAUUGCGCCAGAUCUGCGCCCGAUAAGAAGACGCACUUCGUCAAUGACGCCCUGCGCUCCGAUUUCCACAAGAAGUUCAUGGACAAGUACAUUAAGUAGGCAGCACUGGGACUUGCUUUUAAGUUAUAGCCGCUCUUUUUGUGUAAUAGUUUAAAUACAAAAAUUGUCAACCCUCUUUGUCCUUCCGCCCCUCCCCCGCAAUCUGUUCAUUAAAAUUCGCAUUUUGUAAGAUAACGUGUCUAUCCAACAAUUGUGAUGAAUAAGAGUUCAUAAACAAUAUUUUUAAGCUAAAUACUGAUUGGUUUCGCACGUAGCAAACUGACCAUCUUGUAAGCCAUUUGCUUUUUAAGUUUUUAACUCAUCUUUUGAGCAGUCAAUGAUAAAUUUCUUUGAACGCGAAACAUAUUUUGUAGUACAUAUAAGACAUUUCUCUUGUAAUUAAUUUUUGGAAUAAUUAAAUGGAAUGCUAGCCAGAA
Molecule: messenger RNA, 1284 nt
Organism: Drosophila simulans
Lineage: Eukaryota; Metazoa; Arthropoda; Insecta; Diptera; Drosophilidae
Gene: c12.1
Product: protein CWC15 homolog
Exons: 2
Coding region: 128-907 (259 amino acids)
Biological process (GO): mRNA cis splicing, via spliceosome
Cellular component (GO): catalytic step 2 spliceosome
Molecular function (GO): RNA binding
Source: RefSeq, a predicted model, not a curated record